Messenger RNA from Musa acuminata AAA Group (dessert banana), 2105 nucleotides. Its product is annotated as L-type lectin-domain containing receptor kinase SIT2-like. The record is from RefSeq and is a predicted model, not a curated record. The transcript is spliced from 2 exons. Gene Ontology annotation, biological process: protein phosphorylation; defense response to bacterium; defense response to oomycetes. Lineage: Eukaryota; Viridiplantae; Streptophyta; Magnoliopsida; Zingiberales; Musaceae. Gene Ontology annotation, molecular function: transmembrane receptor protein serine/threonine kinase activity; carbohydrate binding; ATP binding. Gene Ontology annotation, cellular component: plasma membrane. Bases 521 to 1936 code for a protein of 471 amino acids.
AUAACCUGUCAAUACAGGAUACAAGGCGAGUAACUUGGUCUUCACUCUGCUCCUGUUGCAGGUCCGACACCAGCCAUGCUUCUUCCCGGGAUCCUCACUGUUAUCCUUCUCGCCGAGCUCGCGGCGUCCUCCGAUGGUAACUUCACCUUCAACGGAUUCAGCGGCGCGAACCUGACCCUCAACGGCUUCGCGGCGAUCACCUCCGAAGGCCUCCUGUGUCUGACGAACGACACGCAGCAAGUGAUCGGCCACGCUUUCUACCCCUUCCGACUCCGCUUCGGAGCUCCGUGGGUCUCUGCCCAGCCAACAUCUCGGCCUCUUCGCGGACACCGGCAGCGCCAGAGACCAUAUCGUCGCUGUGGAGCUCGACACGGUCGAGAACGUGGAGUUUAAGGACAUCAACAACAACCAUGUCGGGAUCGAUGUUAACAGCUUGGUAUCGGUGAACUCGACGCCGGCGGCUUACUUUGACACCAAGGAAGGCGUGGUCAAGGGGCUCCAGCUGAUCAGUGGAGAGCCGAUGCAGGUUUGGGUUGAUUACAGUGGCGAGGACAUGCGAUUCGAUGUUGCAGUGGCUCCUCUCCGUGAAUCCAAACCCAAGGCUCCACUUGUGUCCUCGAGGUUUAAUCUCUCGUCGGUCAUCUCGGAUACGAUGUACGUGGGCUUCUCUGCGUCCACCGGUGCGGCUACCGGAUCCCAUUACAUUCUGGGAUGGAGCUUUAGCCUCGACGGAGACGCUUCACCACUUGAUCUCUCUGCUCUUCCUCGACUCCCUGGUUCGCCAAAGAAGAAAUCGGUAGUCUUGGUCAUUUCGUUGCCUGUAGCCGCAGUGCUUCUGCUGGUAGUCGCCAUGGUCAUCGUCGUCUUGUACCUCAGGAGAAGGAAGAAAUUUGCAGAGGUCCUCGAGGAUUGGGAGCAUGAAUUCGGACCUCAUAGGUUUCACUACAAGGAUCUGUACCGAGCGACCAAAGGGUUCGACGACGAGAACCUGCUUGGCGCGGGAGGCUUCGGUCGGGUUUACCGCGGCGUGCUGUCGAAAUCCAAGAUCGAGAUUGCUGUCAAGAAGAUCUCCCAUGAGUCGAAGCAGGGAAUGCGGGAGUUCAUCUCGGAGAUCGUGAGCGUGGGCCGGCUACGGCACCGGAACCUUGUGCAGCUGCUGGGAUACUGCCGGCGCCACGGCGAGCUGCUCCUGGUGUACGAUUACAUGGCAAACGGCAGCCUGGAUCGGUUCCUCUUCGACGGGAAUCAGGCACCGCUGAAUUGGUCUCAGAGGUUUCACAUCAUCAAAGGAGUGGCGGCAGGGCUCCUAUACCUGCACGAAGGAUGGGAGCAAGUAGUGAUUCAUCGAGACAUCAAGGCCGGCAACAUUCUCCUCGACAGCGAGCUCAACGGGAAGUUGGGAGACUUCGGGCUAGCGAGACUGUACGAUCACGGGACGAAUUCGCAGACCACCCACAUCGUCGGCACAUUGGGUUAUCUUGCUCCGGAGCUCAGCAGGACGGGGAAGGCCACCACACACACCGACGUGUACGCCUUCGGCGCCUUCCUGCUGGAGGUCGCCUGCGGGAAAAGGCCGCUGCAGCUGGACGCGCCAGGGCUGGUGGAUUUCGUGCUCGAGUGCUGGAAGAUGAGUACGAUACUGGAGGCGAGAGACCCGAAGAUGGGGGACGACUACGCGGCGAAGGAGAUGGAGCUGGUGCUGCAGCUUGGGUUGCUCUGCUCACACCCAGACCCCAUGUUCAGGCCGAGCAUGAAGCAGGUGGUGCAGAUCUUGGAAGGCGACGCUCCCUUGACUGUGUCACCGGACGGCAUGAUCAGCUGCCUCUCCGCGCGACAGUACGAUGAAUCGUUCGAUCAUCUCGUCUUGUCGUAUCCGUCGAGUUCGGCUGCUACGCAUGUGUUACACUCAUCGCCGUUGUUCUCUGCUACUCGCUGAUGGUUCUUGCUGAUGAAGCCUUGUAGAUUUGGUGUUUAGAUGUCCUUUUAGAAUUGGAUGGAAGAGGAUGUUCAUCUUUUGUUUCGACUUGCUGCAGUGGAUUGCCGUAGACACAGAAGCACAGUGGAAUCUGUUUCCUUCAUAGUUCAUAGCUUCCAAUUCUGAUCUA